This is a messenger RNA of Varroa destructor (honeybee mite), 5364 nucleotides long. RefSeq lists its product as uncharacterized. Gene Ontology annotation, cellular component: microtubule associated complex. Gene Ontology annotation, molecular function: ATP binding; microtubule motor activity; microtubule binding. NCBI's taxonomy places the organism in Eukaryota, Metazoa, Arthropoda, Arachnida, Mesostigmata, Varroidae. Gene Ontology annotation, biological process: spindle elongation; mitotic spindle organization; microtubule-based movement. The record is from RefSeq and is a predicted model, not a curated record.
GCUGAUAUUGGUGGAUACGUGGGUACGACGUUAUCCGGCUUCUGUGUCAUCUGCCCGCGCGGCAAGGAAGUCACGCUGUUCUAUUCGUUAACGAAGUCUGUGUCUUGUCGGUCCGGCGAACUAGUGAGUCACCCAGCCAACUGCUUUUCUGCGAUAUAGGUAGCGGCAGCGGCGGGGGCAGCAGCCGCGUUGCUGCCUAUGCGUACAAACAACAACAACGGCGGCGGCGGCGGCGAUGACGACGACGACGAUGACGACGGCGGCGGCGGCGACGACGACGACGACGACGACGAAAACCAAUCCGAAACAAACAGACUCACGGACCGACAGUAGCGACGGCUAGUGUCAGUCGCAACCUCUAUCGCUGCUGAUGCCAGCGACCAGCCGAUCUCUGCAAACAACAGAAAGGCAAGAACGCACCGCUCGCCCGCUAAUCAGAAGGCAGACAGACGACACAUUAGUGAGUCGUAAUGUCGCUAUCACGCCGACAUCAUCGGUAACAUCGCGACCACUCACGUAGACUGCCUAAUGGAAAUGACGAUAAUAUAAUGGCCCAUAGAGCAGCAAUGAACUCAUCUUCUCUUUCUUGUUUUUGUUCCUUUCGUUAGCCAGCCCGUCUAUUCUGUCCAGAAAUCGUUGAUUUAUAGUACUGCCGCCACCAUAAGUACUGGAGAAAACGAGCUCUGUGUAGAGAGCUCAGUCCAUUUGCUUUUUGUUUCUAUUUCUGCUACUACUCUACACAAGAGAUACAGCAGUGGCCGCUAUUGAUGAUCUUGCUGGUGGUGUUUAUUUUAAGAGUAAAUAUGCAGCAGUGUACGGCCUACGAGAAAAUCAGCCAGUGGAGUAGCUCAGCAGAAGAGACCCACAAACAGAGGGGCAUGAGAUAGUGAUGAUAUGUGUCUUGAGAACGCAUGUGGCGACGACGGCGAAUAUGGGCCGCGGGGGCGCGAUAAAAUCAUGUGAGAUCGUUGACGCGAUCGAUAAAGUGGCAAUACUUUAAGAAUGAUAGAAAGUGAUUGAGGCUGUCUGAUAUCAACCUUGCUUGAAUAAGCCAAAUUAAUAUGAAAAAGCGUUGUCACAUCUUUUGCGAAGCGCGUCACCGCCGCACACUGACUAUAAAAAGUUUGUUUCGCCACGGGCUAAUGCUAUGGGAAAUGGUACAUUAGCCCCAAGGCUCCGAUUGGGUUUAUCUGCACUAGCAAAAAAAUAAACAAAAUAUCAAUAAUUGGUUCGUAAGUGUUAAGGGCGGCAAAGAUAGCCGCUUGAUGAGAAAAAAAUUGGACUAAGCGGAACAAAAUAGAAGUAACGCACCAUGCGGCAAUACAUGAAACGACAAAGGACUUACGGGUCCCUUAUUGAAAAAUAAUCAAUGAAAAAAUUCGGCCAAUGACUGUAGAUAUCACUAUACGUUUUUAUAUAUAGAUAUAGAAAAUUGAAUAGCUACGUAUAGCGAUCACGAAAUCGUAGAAUUUAACGGAAAAAGUUAUGUUCGAACAAUUGCUUCAUAUCCUUGAUUAAAAAUUGUGCGUUUGUUUUCGAGGAAAUGUUCGUCUAUUCCGGAAACAAAGCCACACGGAUCUACAACGCACAGCUAUAAAGAAAAACACGAGCUUCCCAAAUUAAGAAUUUUAUUAAAAGAAUGUCCCGCGUCACCUAAACGUUAUUAUAUUCCUUCAACCACUGUCAUUGAGAUCAGCAGCAGUAAUUUAUCCUAGAUAGAAUACCUAGGUUGUCACAAACAAACAAAGCCUUAAGUAAAAGCUGUAAACCUUCUAAACUUGGUCAUUUUAUUGAUCCAAAAAAAAAAAUUCAAAUUUUCGCGCCAUUCCCUUACCGCCACGAUAACUACGCGUUGGAGAACUUUUGAAUCCGAGUAAACGCGGCUGCCAGAAAGCGUUACUGAAUAGUGAAUGCGCGGCUUCGCGAGUGAGAAGGCGAAGCUCGUGUCGAAAAGGACCACGCAAUUUAGCCCGAGCCGCCGAGAACCAACCUAACGAGUUUACUAUUAAAGGGUGCUCAUAGCCGAGGUUUAUGUUUGUGGAAGUCUUAUUAAAAUAACGAGCCGACUAGUUUAAUCGUUACAAUGCAACGGUCCAAUUUACAAGUCAUGGUUCGUCCUCGACGCCUUCCGGAAGGUGCCCAGCGCGGAUCCAUUAAAUUGGACAAAUAUGGCAAUGAAAUUGAAAUGACAAAUAAUAUGUUCCAAUAUGAUGUCGUGUUCGAGGAAGAAGCAACUCAGGAAGAAGUUUAUGAGCGUCUGAGAACUGCAGUAGAAAAACUCGUUGAAGGCUAUUGUGUGGGAAUCCUUGCAUACGGCCAGACAUCGUCUGGUAAGACUUACACGGUUGGUACAAAUGGCGUAGAAGAAUGCUACGUGAAGAAUCCAGGUAUUAUCUCACGUGCCGCGUCCGAUAUAUUUCGCCUUGCUGUUCCACGGGAUGAGACAACACAAAUCAACGUUAAAGUAACGUUCAUGGAGAUAUACAAUGAGCAGGCCUUCGAUCUUCUGCACGUCGACGACAAAAAAAAACCCGUAAUUAAGAAAGUUAGAGAUGUUCCUCGAAAAGAUCGACCUGGUGAACUUGUCACAGAUGUAGAAGGACUGACCACCGAAGAAGUAGCUUCUACUCAGGAGGUUAUGAACGUUUUACAACGUGGAUCAAAAAAUCGACGAGUUGCCGCAACCACGAUGAACGCGAAUUCCUCGCGAUCGCAUGCGGUCUUUACAAUCUUCGUUGAGCAUCUAAAUGACGAAGGUGAAUCGACGCUUGCUUCAACCCCAUACCUUCAGCUAGUAGAUCUUGCAGGCAGUGAAGUACCAGAAGGUGAUAAACUGACGAUGAAAGAGGGUGUCAACAUUAACAAGUCAUUGUCAGCUUUGGGACGCGUUAUUAUUCAACUCAGGGAUCGUUCAGGCCAUGUCUCAUAUCGAGACUCUGUUCUAACACGGGUGCUCAAACCGCUCUUAGACGGAAAUUCUAUUACAACGCUAAUUGCCUGCAUCUCAAUGGAGUCCUGUAACGAGGCUGAAAGCAAGAAGACCCUACAUUACGCGCAACAGGCUAGAAAGAUUGAGAUUUCGGCUCAAAAGGCUCAAAAGGCCAUCACCCGAGAGGAGUUCUUAAAGCUCAAAGAAGAAAAUCGACGUCUCAAAAAACUUUGUGCAAGCCAUAAUCUUGAUCUCGGCGAUUUGGAGAUGACAAUUAUGGAACUUGAAGAGGACAAAGAGAAGGAGCCAUUUGCAAAUGCUGCCAGAACUGAGGAAAUGAUUCAAAUUCUUUUGAAGUAUGAAAUGUCAACGAAAACAGUAGAAAUGCUGCAAGAGAAAUGCAAUCAACUCCAACGUCUUGUAGCGACGCUAUCAAAGGAAACCAGAACUACUUCGAUUGCGGGGGAAGUUUCUUCUCCCAAUCGGACUUUUAACUUGAGUGGACCGGAGCAAAUUAAAGAAAAUGGUAAUCAUACUGAUAAUGAGGCUAUGGAACCCGAGCCCCGCGAUGAACUGGCUUUAGUAUCAGCAUUGUCUGUGUUAGAUCAAGACUACAAUGAAAGCGCAAGUCAGCUGAAGUACUUCAUUGAGAUGCAGAAAAAAAGUGCACAACUGGAGGAAAAAGUUCUUGAAUUAGAGCGACAGCUCGAGGCAUCCGAAGCCGAAAAAGCUUCUACAGCGAAACAGAUGAGCGGCUCGAAGAAGUCAUCGGCAGAAUUUAGGGAACUACAGAGCAAGCUUGACUCUCAGACGGAAAAGAAUCGUGUGUUACAGGAGAAGCUUUCUCAAUUGAGGAAGGACCUAAAAAGCUCACAGGUGCAAAAUGAGACUAUUGAGAAAUAUAAAGCGAAGGUGGAAUCAAUCAACCGCGAACGAGUGAAACUCCAACGAAUGCUAAAAGAACAAGGCAAAAAGAGUCAGGAGGAGAUAAAGCGACAGAAGCGAGAAAUGAUUGCUCUGCAGCGCCAACAGCAAAAAGCUGCUGCUGAACGUAGUAAACUUGACAUGAAACAAGCUGCGGAACGUAAAUGCCAACAGCGGAAGCUCGAACAAGCACUCGCAGCUAAAGACCGUUUGGAGAUGUUGCUCAAACGAAAGACGGAGAACAGCAAAUCUGCCGCGAAGCAGCAGUCGGUUUCGAGCAAGAGCAAGAUGGAUUCCACAAACAAUAACAUGAGUGUGUACAGCAAAGUAAAGGAAAUGGUCGACGACGAGGUAAACAUGGCUGCUACCCGGGCGCUGUCGACCUUCUACGUUGAUGACUACACCAAACAGAUUCAGACAUUUGAUAGCCGCCUGGCAGAAAUCGAAGCGCAGCUUGAAACUAGCGAUCUCACUGAUAACGUCCGACACGAACUCGAAGACGAACGUAUCGACCUGGUAGAGAAGCGUAAAAAUGCCCAGUUAGUGCUGGAUAAAAAUCAGGAAGUUCAAAAAAGCAUUGAGAGUUGUGGCAGACUUCAUGAACGUUUCAACACUUCGUACGAUGCGCAGCUCACGGUCAAACUUCUGGUGUCCAAAUGCGAGAAGCUAGCGUACCAAGCUGCUGGGUAUCGCGAUGAGUUAGCCACUCUUAAGGAACAGCAGCAACAUACGAUGCAGCUGCUUAAUGACUGCGAACACGAGAAGCAGCUCAUCGAAGAAAAGUACGCUGCGUUUAUUGUUGAAACUGGCCGUGACGAGGGCGACCUUGAGAAAAUCGAACAGGAGCUCAAGGAUAAAAAUGCAAUGAUUGAUGAACUGAAGAACAAACUUAAUACGAUAUCUCACGGAAUGAUGAUUCCGAGGUCACCUUUCACUGUGGCACCAUUGAACCCUCGACGGGUUCCUACAAAUGGACGGAGCGUAGCGGUAAGAAGGCUUGAUGCGUUGCGCUUUGAUGACUAUGAGACAUCUACACUAUUUUCGGAGGAUGAAAAAUCGUUCGCCGAUAACAAAGAGACCGAUCCCGACUGGGUCGCAAAUACGUCAUCUGAAAGACAGCGUCGAGCUAACAACUGCACGAUGUCCCAUGCCAAUACAUCAGGAAAUUCAACCACAUGCAUUACUGAACCCCGUAUCAGAAAGGCGGUCAGAAGCAACUCACAAGAAGACAACUAUGAAGGCGACAACGAAAACGAGGAGCCCCCGAAUAAAAAAAAAUCUGAAGGAGCUUCCGCAUCCGGAGGUUGCCGUUGCAGUGGAGGCAAAUCAUGUCAGAAAUGCAAAUGUACAAAAGCCGGUUCUACCUGUUCAAGUUUAUGCAAAUGCGGUGCUCAGUGCUAUAAUUCACCCAUUCAGACUGACGACGUCGCUCAACGAAUACCCGCUGUGAUCUCAAAUAUGAUUGAAUCCGUAGAAAAUCACAAACUCUAUUAGAAAUUUUGAAAGCACCC